Molecule: messenger RNA, 399 nt
Organism: Rotaria sordida
Lineage: Eukaryota; Metazoa; Rotifera; Eurotatoria; Philodinida; Philodinidae
Source: the annotation of a GenBank genome assembly
AUGUUAAACUUCCUAUUAUUUCUCUAUAUAUUUGAAAUUUGUCAAUGUUUACAACGUCCAAUUGUUAUUGCACAUCGUGGUACAGCAUAUUUACCUGAACUUACAUUAGCUUCUCAAUCGAUGGCUCAUGCUUAUGGUGCUGAUAUUAUCGAAAUUGAUGUAUGUCUUAGUCGAGAUAAUCAAUUAAUUGUCAUUCAUGAUAUCUAUCUAGAUGGAGUAACUAAUGUUAGUGGUAUUUUUCCCAAUCGAAAUCGUUCAGAUGUUCUUAAUUAUGUUAUUGAUUUUGAUCUUUAUGAAUUGCUACGUUUUUAUCUUUCAACACUUAAUGAAACAAUUGAAUUAUUAUUUGGUCUUAAUCGUGCAACAGGUCGACAACGUCAAUUACUUAUUGAAAUAUAA